Messenger RNA from Colias croceus (clouded yellow), 1971 nucleotides. RefSeq lists its product as uncharacterized. The transcript has 10 exons. Lineage: Eukaryota; Metazoa; Arthropoda; Insecta; Lepidoptera; Pieridae. Bases 203 to 1270 code for a protein of 355 amino acids. The record is from RefSeq and is a predicted model, not a curated record.
CGAACGGAGCGCGACGUGUUCCGCGCUGUCUACGGACUGGCUACGACUGCCUACGACUGGCUACGGACCGGCUACGACAGUGUGUUGUGAAAGUGUAGUGUAGUGCAGUGCUUUAUGGUGUUCACCAAAACAAAAUGUCGUGUCGGGCGUUGUAAUGGAAACGGAUUGUGACUUCAGUUUAGUGUAAGAGUGAUUAGUGAACAUGGGCACGCUGGGCUUCCUUCUCAUACUGAGCGGCUCUUUGCUCGUUGGAUGGAUUGACGAUACCAUAGCGUUACGGGAUGUGCAGAUGAUCGCACCGUCAGCAGUAAAACUUGGUGACACCGUCCUGCUCGGCUGCAAAUGGGCUCUAGAAGGGAACGAGACCCUUUACAGUGUGAAAUGGUACCGAGGCAGGCAGGAGUUCUUCAGCUAUUUGCCCAAGGAGUAUCCUUUUACCAGGAUAUUCGCACAGCCUGGGAUUGACGUGGAUGUAUCAAGAUCGACCUCACAACAAGUGGUGCUACGGGAGGCUAGCCGCGCACUCGCGGGGAGGUACCGCUGCGAGGUAUCUGCUGACGCGCCCUCCUUCCAUACGCAAGUGCGGUCAGCGUAUAUACAUGUUGUUGAGCUGCCCCCAGAGAAGCCAACGAUAAAAGCGGAGAAGGGAUGGUACGCCUCAGGGGACUCGCUUAGGGCCCAGUGUAUAUCUCCACCAGCUGACCCGCCGGCUAACCUCACUUGGUUACUUAAUGGACGUGAUAUUCAAGGCAAGCCAAUAUUUCAGCAAAGAAUACUGCCUAGUCCAGCGGUUUCACUGCCCAUACAUGUUGGUCCCACUUCCCCGCCUGGGGACGAAAAUACGAACAUCAUAUUCAGCCCCUGGAAAGCGUUUGGACCAUUUGUGGAUACUAUCCAGGAUGGUGAAUUGCUCCAAAGCCAAGAUACAGUUAUGUUCCCGACCUCCAGACAUCCAGACUUCGACGAGGACGUGACCGACGUGAUACCCACCAGCACGAGAGGAUCGUCCAAUAAGGUGGCAUCAAUCAGCCAGCUAUCGUUCCUCGUCAGGCCGGAGAGCUUCGAGCGUGGCCAGCUGCGUCUGACUUGCAUCUCGAGUGUCCAUACUGUGUACAACGAGAGAGCCGAGCUGGUAAUCAAUGAGGAGCGGCCGCAGAUUGCCUCCGUGCUUGGCACGAGAGACCGGUCUUCAGGGUUGCUAGCAUCGGCCACGCUCAUAGUCAUAUGCUCUACAUUCAGCGCAGUUGAUACAUUAAGGAUCCUGCGAUGAUGUAUAGUAACUGCGCUUCCUCUGGAUCUGUAAAUAAGAUAGUUUGACAUUGUGGUAACAUUGUUAGUGAUAUAGCUAUUGAAAUGAACACCGUAUUUAUGUUUCAAUUAUCAAAAAAACGGAACUUUUGUAUUUGGUAGAAACUGCAAGAACUGAAACUAAACGUAAUGCGGCUACUCAUGUUUUAGUAUUAUUUUUUAUUAUAAUGUCCUGUCUAAAAAUAUAUUGUUUACAUUUGUAUUUAUAUAAUUAUUUUUCGUUAUAAUGUCCUGUCUAAAACUUAUGAUGUCAUUACAUGUGAUAAUAAACUCAAUGAUAGAAUACAACUACAUAUGCAAGGAUGCUUAAAAUCACAGUAAAGGGUCAACAUGCAUGUUUUUCAUUUUGUAGAGUCAAUUCGUCAGACUAUCGAAGAAAAUUAAUUUAAUUUACAUGGAAACAAAACUAUUUUAAUUGUAUAAUUUGUUUUAAAAUGCAAGAAAUCUGAUAAUCUGAUCUGAUGUUUUGCUAUUAGUGUUGGUACUGAAAAUAAAAAAAAAAACUUUUCUGUCAAAUUAAUUCAUAUUUUGAUUAGAUAUGUUUUGAAACUUGCAUCCAUUUCUAUAUUAAUUUGAUAUUUUAAUAAAAAAAAAAAAAACAAUUAGGACGUCAAACAAAAUAAAUAGGUACUUAGUAUAAUUUGACUGUUAUAGAAGGCAUAA